Messenger RNA from Melospiza georgiana, 2301 nucleotides. It is a transcript of the gene SIM1, whose product is annotated as SIM bHLH transcription factor 1. Gene Ontology annotation, molecular function: protein dimerization activity; RNA polymerase II transcription regulatory region sequence-specific DNA binding; DNA-binding transcription factor activity, RNA polymerase II-specific. The transcript is spliced from 11 exons. The coding region runs from base 1 to 2301 and encodes 766 amino acids. Gene Ontology annotation, biological process: regulation of transcription by RNA polymerase II. Lineage: Eukaryota; Metazoa; Chordata; Aves; Passeriformes; Passerellidae. The record is from RefSeq and is a predicted model, not a curated record.
AUGAAAGAGAAGUCCAAAAAUGCUGCCCGGACUAGACGGGAGAAAGAAAACAGUGAAUUUUAUGAACUCGCUAAAUUACUACCCCUGCCCUCCGCUAUCACCUCUCAGCUGGACAAAGCAUCCAUAAUCAGACUCACUACCAGCUAUUUAAAAAUGAGAGUGGUUUUUCCGGAAGGACUUGGAGAAGCCUGGGGCCACUCCAGUCGAACCAGCCCACUGGAUAAUGUUGGACGGGAAUUGGGAUCCCACCUUUUGCAGACUUUGGACGGUUUCAUAUUUGUUGUGGCUCCGGAUGGCAAGAUCAUGUACAUCUCGGAGACUGCCUCGGUGCACCUGGGCUUGUCGCAGGUAGAGCUGACCGGCAACAGCAUUUACGAGUACAUCCACCCCGCCGACCAUGACGAGAUGACGGCGGUGCUGACGGCACACCAGCCUUACCACUCGCACUUCGUGCAGGAGUACGAGAUCGAGAGAUCCUUUUUCCUGAGGAUGAAGUGCGUCCUGGCCAAGAGGAACGCGGGCCUCACCUGCGGUGGCUACAAGGUGAUUCACUGCAGCGGGUACCUGAAGAUCCGCCAGUACAGCCUGGACAUGUCCCCCUUCGACGGCUGCUACCAAAACGUUGGCUUGGUCGCUGUGGGCCACUCGCUGCCGCCCAGCGCCGUGACGGAGAUCAAGCUCCACAGCAAUAUGUUCAUGUUUCGGGCCAGCCUAGACAUGAAGCUCAUAUUCUUAGAUUCCAGGGUAGCUGAGCUAACAGGUUACGAGCCCCAGGAUCUGAUAGAGAAGACCCUUUACCACCAUGUCCAUGGCUGUGACACCUUUCACCUGCGUUGUGCGCAUCACUUGUUGCUGGUGAAGGGCCAAGUGACCACCAAGUACUACCGCUUCCUGGCCAAGCACGGCGGCUGGGUGUGGGUGCAGAGCUACGCCACCAUCGUGCACAACAGCCGCUCCUCCCGCCCGCACUGCAUCGUCAGCGUUAACUACGUGCUCACGGACACAGAAUAUAAAGGACUACAGCUGUCCCUGGAUCAGGUCACUGCUACCAAGCCGGCGUUCUCAUACGCAAAUUCAGCUCCGACCAUUACGGACAAUAGAAAGGGAAGCAAAUCUCGCCUCUCAAGCACAAAGUCAAAAUCCAGGACAUCACCGUACCCACAGUAUUCCGGGUUUCACACGGAGAGAUCCGAGUCUGACCACGAGAGCCAGUGGGGUGGGAGCCCCCUGACCGACACGGCCUCCCCACAGCUCCUGGAGCCCGCGGACAGAGCGAGCUCCCAGCACCACGACGUCUCCUGUGCCUACAGACAGUACUCAGACCGCAGCGCGCUCUGCUACGGUUUUGCCCUGGACCACUCCAGGCUGGCUGAUGACAGGCAUUUCCACAGCCAGGCCUGUGAGGGAGGCAGAUGCGAAGCUGGCCGGUAUUUCCUUGGCACGCCGCAGCCGGGAAGGGAGAGCUGGUGGGGCUCUCGCUCAGCCUUGCCUCUGACUAAGUCGUCCCCCGAGAGCAGAGAAGCGUAUGAGAACAGUAUGCCCCACAUCACGUCAGUGCACAGGAUUCAUGGAAGAGGACACUGGGAUGAGGACAGUGUUGUUAGCUCGCCCGAUCCUGGCUCUGCCAGCGAGUCAGGCGACCGAUACCGUACUGAGCAGUACCAGAACAGUCCGCAUGAGCCUAGCAAAAUUGAAACUCUCAUUAGAGCCACCCAGCAAAUGAUUAAAGAAGAAGAAAGCAGGCUACAGCUGCGGAAAACCACUCCUGACCCACUGGUGUCCAUUAAUGGCACAGGGAAGAAGCACGCUAUCUGUUUUGCAAGCUACCCUCAGCAGCAGCUGGCGGCGGACGUCUGCCGCGUGCCAACAGUUGCCAACACUCCUCCCUGUGAACACAUCCAGCAGCGGGAUGGGAAGAUCAUGAGCCCACAUGAAAAUGACUACGACAACAGCCCCACAGCACUGUCCAGGAUAAGCAGCCCCAGUUCUGACCGAAUAUCAAAAUCUAGUUUGGUACUUGCUAAGGACUACCUGCAUUCAGACAUGUCUCCUCAACAAACCCAAGGAGAUCACCCAGCAGCCUCUCCAAAUUAUUACAGCUCCCACAGGCAGUACUUUGAUAAGCAUGCUUACACACUAACUGGAUAUGCCCUGGAGCAUCUAUAUGACACUGAAACAAUUAGAAACUAUUCACUAGGCUGUAAUGGAUCUCACUUUGAUGUGACUUCUCACUUAAGGAUGCAGCAAGAUCCAGCACAAGGACACAAGGGAACAUCUGUUAUAAUAACCAAUGGAAGCUGA